AUGCAUCGUUCACAGUCAUCUUUUAUGCGGGCAUGCAGUGUCCAAGCUCUCGAAGAUUACGAUACGCCUCGUGCUCCACUUAUCCGGCAAGUUUCACUAGAUGAGGAACGUCGUGAUGAGUGUCAAGGCCAUUGGCGAGGACCAGAACUGCAAGGAGAAGAAGAGGAAAGAGGAGUCAGGUUAUUCAGGGCACUGCUACUGCAGCAUUUGAGGCUUGAGGAGUUAAGGCCGCCGCCUUGUAUUGCGGCACCGGCAAAACCUGAUAAGAGAGGCUGGUGGUUAUAUUGGCGUGAUUGGCGAGCAUUAGAGCGAGCAGCCCGCCGGUUCAGGGAGACGAAAGCACGUGCCAGGCUAGCUGCUCGAGUAGAACAUAUAUCCCUGCUGAGUUUAGAUGAAGUAGAGUUUGAAGAUAUCAUGCAAGAGCUGUGUCAGGCUUGUGUUCACACCGAGCAAAGAGCUCUUGUGGUACUUGCAUUUCUAUGCGAGGUUUGCGCGCGGGCCGUUCGAUUUGGAGGCUGGUGCAGAGCUGUGGAUUGGGCAGCCAAGCAUGUAGCACAGUGCGCUACGCCCUGGGCCAUCCGGCAUGGAGGCUGGAGCACUGUUGUGGAACGCGCAGGUGGAGUACGACGCGAUGAUACAACACUACUUGCCGGAGCAGCACUCGCGGCGUUACUGGCGUUUCUGAUAUUCUGCCGAUCGCGCUUGCGCACUGCACUUAUUUAA
Molecule: messenger RNA, 723 nt
Organism: Arctia plantaginis
Lineage: Eukaryota; Metazoa; Arthropoda; Insecta; Lepidoptera; Erebidae
Source: the annotation of a GenBank genome assembly